AAAGCAGCAUGUCCACCGGUAGUGCAAAAAAGUCCCGUGAGCCCACGAUGCAGCUGGACCGACUUCGCGAGCGGCUGAGAGCCGUGGCCUUCGGGGCCCUGCUUCUUCUUGUCCCGGGCCAGGGCCAGGACUCUGCCUGCCCCGUGCGGACCACGCACACGGUCCAGGUGCAGGGGAGCCUCGUCCAUGGGAAGAACACUGAUGUGGCGAUCCACACCUUCUUGGGAAUCCCCUUCGCCAAGCCACCUCUAGGACUGUAGCGGUUUGCGCCCCCGGAGCCCCCGGAAUCUUGGAGUGGUAUAAAGGAUGGGACCUCCCACCCAGCCAAGUGUCUGCAGGACUUCACUAGCAUGAAAGGAAUGACUCUGAAACUACUGAAUGUGACCCUGCCUUCUAACUCCAUGUCUGAAGACCGCGGGUACCUCAACAUCUACACACCUGCCCGUUCCCAUGAGGGCUCUAGCCUGCCUGUGAUGGUGUGGAUCCAUGGUGGUGGAUUUGUCGUGGGUCUGGCUUCCAUGUAUGACGGCUCUGCUCUGGCGGCCUUCGAGGACGUGGUGGUGGUCGUCAUCCAGUACCGCCUGGGUUUGCUGGGCUUCUUCAGCACUGGAGACAAACACGCAACUGGCAACUGGGGCUACCUGGAUCAAGUGGCCGCACUAUGCUGGGUCCAGCAGCAUAUCGUCUACUUUGGAGGCGACCCUGACCACGUCACCAUUUUUGGCGAGUCUGCGGGUGGCGUAAGCGUGUCUUUGCAUGUUGUGUCCCCCAUGCCCGAAGGACUCUUCCACCGUGCCAUCGUGGAGAGUGACGUGGCCCUGCUGCCCAGCUUCACCGCCAGCUCAUCUGACGUGGUCUCCACUGUGGUGGCCAACCUGUCUGCCUGUGGCCAGGUUGACGCAGAGGCCCUGGUGGACUGCCCGCGGCGCAGCAGUGAAGAGGGGAUUCUGGCCAUCAACAAGCCCUUCAGCAUCAUCCCUGGCCUGGUGGAUGGGAUCUUCCUGCCCAAGCACCCCCAGGAGCUGCCGGCCUCUGCCGACUUGCACCCCGUCCCCAGCAUCAUUGGUGUAAACAACGAUGAGUACAGUUGGAUCAUCCCCUCGGUCAUGAACAAUUCUGACACCCAGAAGGAAAUGGACAGAGAGACCGUAAAGGAUGGCUUGCAGAAAAGAUCAACAAUGAUGGUGAGUUUGAUGCGGCCUGAGUUUGUUGACCUGUUGAUGGAGGAGUACACAGCGGGCAGUGAGGACUUCCAGACCCUCCGAAUCCAGUUCCAUGAGAUCACAGGGGACUGCAUCUUUGUGAUCCCUGCACUCCAAGAAGCAAAGUUGCAGUGUUUCUACGCCCCUGUCUACUUCUACGUCAGGCCGAGCUAUGUGAGGGCAGACCAUAGAGAUGAGGUUCACUUCAUCUUCAGAAGUCCCUUCGGGAGCAGCCACAUCCAACUCACUGAGGAGGAGGAGCUGCUGAGCAGGAAGAUGAUGAAGUAUUGGGCCAACUUUGCUCGAAAUGGGAACCCCAACGGCGAGGGUCUGCCCCACUGGCCGCCCCACUGGCCUGCGCUGAACACUCAGCCUGCAGUGGGCCGAGCCCUGAAGGUCCGCAGGCUCCAGUUCUGGACCAAGACCCUACCCCAGAAGAUACGGGAGCUAAUGGAGGCCAAGGAGAAGCACACAGAACUGUAGCUGCCUGCGUCUGGGGGGAGGGGGCUGGAGGGGAGGGCU
Molecule: messenger RNA, 1724 nt
Organism: Kogia breviceps (pygmy sperm whale)
Lineage: Eukaryota; Metazoa; Chordata; Mammalia; Artiodactyla; Physeteridae
Product: cocaine esterase-like
Cellular component (GO): intracellular membrane-bounded organelle
Molecular function (GO): carboxylic ester hydrolase activity
Source: RefSeq, a predicted model, not a curated record